AUGGAACUUUCAGUCCCUCCUCGAGAUGCGAAUCGCACUCUUCGCAAAAAGAGAAGCAACCGCUCCAGCGCCUUGACCCUCUCCCUCUCCCCAGAACGCGCUCAACAUCAACAACGGAAUCUUACCUCUCCAGCAAAAGCAUCACCAUCGAUGCGAUCAUCCCUCGUUUCUCCUGACCUCGUUUCUAGAAGCGCCUGGUCAGCAACACACCACCGCAACAUCUCUAGCUCCGGUCCAUCACCAGGAACAUCACUCGCUAGUAUCGAAUAUCCCUCCCGCGCUGAAUCCGUACUUACCAUUCGAGCUCCUACUGCCCACGAGAGAGGUGGCUCGCCGCCACUUACGCCGUUCCCUCCGUGGGUUAGUGAGGAGGAAGAUGAAGGCGAUGGAGAUUGCGAGACCAGAAAUUGGGAGGGAUCAACAACCAGGACGGAUGGUAAGAGGCAUAGCUACGAUGGAGGGCAUGUUCCUGUGGCGAUUGCGAGGGUUGAGGGGAGAUGGGUUGUUAGUUCUCUGGUACAUGGACUCGUGCUCGUGUUGCAGUUUGCGGUGACACUGGGUGUUUUCAGUGCCUUGAUGUGGGUUACCGUCUGGAAAGAGAAUGAACCUGGUAACGACUUUGACAACUGGCUCUGGAAAUUCGCUGACCCUACCCUCGUCGUUGUCCUUCUCCUCUGCUCCACAAGUCUUUUGAUCCACGAAGUAAAACUUCUUUCUUCUGUCGCCCUACUCUAUCUCGAGUCUCUUAUUCUUGCUGCCACAACACUAUCGAGUCUUGUGCUUUGGGCCCGGUGCUUCCAGGAGGAGAGCCGCAGCGUCAAAGGUGUGUUGAUGGGGUGCAAUGUCAUGAUGUGGGGACUUGCUCUCUUUGGAUUCAUCCGAGCUGUUGUUAUAUGGAAAGUAGAGUCUCAGGAUGAUGAAGCUGAUCAGGAGAGGGCGGUAAUGUACGGGACCUUCGUUCCUUGGGAUGGUAGGAGGGAGUCCGUGUGA
Molecule: messenger RNA, 990 nt
Organism: Fusarium musae
Lineage: Eukaryota; Fungi; Ascomycota; Sordariomycetes; Hypocreales; Nectriaceae
Exons: 2
Coding region: 1-990 (329 amino acids)
Source: RefSeq, a predicted model, not a curated record